Pichia kudriavzevii is the source of this 681-nucleotide messenger RNA. RefSeq lists its product as uncharacterized. NCBI's taxonomy places the organism in Eukaryota, Fungi, Ascomycota, Pichiomycetes, Pichiales, Pichiaceae. The record is from RefSeq and is a predicted model, not a curated record. Gene Ontology annotation, molecular function: NADPH dehydrogenase activity; FMN binding. The transcript has a single exon. Bases 1 to 681 code for a protein of 226 amino acids.
AUGCUGGUUUUGAUUUUGCUGAAUUUCAUGCUGCACAUAUGUACUUUAUGGAACAAUUCUUCAAUACAACCUCCAAUACGAGAACUAAUAAAUGUGGCGGUUCAAUUGAAAAACAAGGCAAGAUCUGUCUUGAAAAUUAUUGAUUCCUUUAUCCAAGCAAUUGGUGCUUUUAAACUCGCCUUAAGGCAGUCUCCGUAUGCUACUUCUGAAGGUGCUAAAGACAGGAGCGCCGAGAUCAAUCCAAUUGUCACUACUGGUUACAUGCUGAGCAAAAUGGAGAGAAGAGCAAGGCAAGGCAAACGAUUAGCAUAUCUCUCAAUGACCGAACCACGUGUUGACGGUGAUAAAAAUGCAGAUGUUGUUGGAACUAAGACCUAUUUUUCUUGGCUUACACUUAUAUGGAAUGGUACAAUUACCAAAGCAGGUGAAUGCUUCAGUGGAAAUAGACAUGAAACCCUCCAAAAAAUUGUUAAUGGAGAUGACCGUACUCUGAUUGGUAUCAGUAGAUACUUCACUUCUAACCCUGAUUUGGUGAACAGACUUAAAAACAGUUGCCCAGUGACCCCCUGCGAUAGAUCAACAUUCUUCACUAACGACAACAAACGCCAUUUAAAUUUUAGCAAAUUUGGUGAUGGAGAAGAUCACUCUGGAGAUUACGUCCAACCAACGGCAUUGGUUUGA